AUGUCUUUCCUUCAUAUUGUUUAUACACUUGUCUUUACUGUCUGUCUUAUUUUGGCCGUAUUAGUUCUCAUAUUGGUUUGGCUAUUUCAUUGUGGUGGACUUAGUUAUGGUUUUUAUAAAUUUCAUCGAAGAACAUCACCAAAUAAUCAUAAAGAAUUACCUGGAAUCUCAAUUAUUAAACCAUUAACAUGUAUUGAUUCAAAUUUAUAUGAAAAUCUAAAGACAUUUUUUAAUUUAAAAUAUCCUCGUUACGAAAUACUCUUUUGUCUACAAGAACAUGAUAGUGAUAUGAUCGACAUGAUCGAAAGACUUCGUGCACAAUAUCCACAUGUCGAAUCACAAUUAUUUGUUGGAUCUCAACCAAUAGAAAAAAGACAGGAAAAUGAGAUUAAUGAUGAUGAUGACGACGAUCAAAAUAAUGAUAGUUUUCGAUUGGUAACAAAUACCAAAGAUAUUUCAACAAGGAGCAAACGAAUGCCGUUAAGAAAACCACCUUUAUGUUGUGGUUCAAAAAAACUUUCCUCCAAUGAUGGAUCAUUACAAUUUGGAACACCAGAAAUAAUCAAUCCAAAGAUAUCUAAUAUGUUAGCAGCUUAUGAAAAAGUACAAUAUCCAUUGUUUUUAAUCUCAGAUAGUGGUUUAAUGAUGUAUGAAGAUACAUUAUAUGAAAUGGUUUUGUGUAUGACUGAUGAUGUUGGCCUUGUUCAUCAAAUGCCAUUUACUCAUAAUAGAAAAGGCUUUGCGGGAACAGUUGAAAAGGUUUAUUUUGGUACACAACAUGCUCGUAUGUAUAUGUCAAUUAAUUUAAUUGGUGUAAAUUGUGUUACUGGAAUGUCUUGUUUAAUACGUAAAGAAUGUAUUGAUCGAGUCGGUGGUUUAAAAACUUUUGGUCGUUAUAUUGCUGAAGAUUAUUAUCUCGCAUAUGAAAUAGCUAAACAAGGUUUUAAAUUACGUGUUGCACCAACACCUGCUCAACAAAAUUCUGGUAAUUAUUCAAUAUCAGCAUGGACUGAUCGAAUGAUUCGAUGGUGUAAAUUAAGAAUGCGUUUAAGUCCAUUAGCUUAUAUAGAACCGUUACAAGAAUCCCUUUCAUCAGCUAUAUUAGCUGGUAUUGUUACAAAUUAUUUAUUUGAAUGGAAUGCUCUUGUUGUUGCUGCUUGUCAUAUUUUAUUAUGGUUUAUUUGUGAUUAUCUUAUGCUGAGAAUCACACAAGGUGGUUCACUUCCUUUUUCGAAAUUUGAAUUUGCUGUUGCAUGGCUUGUUCGAGAACUUUCGUCAUUUUACAUCUACUUUAAAGCAUUCACUGGUCCAUCGACAGUUACAUGGCGUGGAAAAGAAUACCGUUUAGGAUCAGGUACACGAGUCGAAGGUUUAUAUAGUUCAUCUUCAUCAUUAUCAACAACACCUUCUCUUGUUGUUGAAUCAUCAUCGAUUUCGUCCUCAUCAAAUUCCAUAUUACCAGUGAUAGGAUAA
This is a messenger RNA of Rotaria sp. Silwood2, 1473 nucleotides long. The record is from the annotation of a GenBank genome assembly. NCBI's taxonomy places the organism in Eukaryota, Metazoa, Rotifera, Eurotatoria, Philodinida, Philodinidae.